AGCCGGGGCUACAAAUGCCCCCCUCUGAUGGAUAGGAGCUGCAGCCAAACUUUUUCAGGGGGGUAGAAGGAGGGCCCCGAAUCUCCCCCAGGGAGGGAGGAGUUUGUCCCCAAACCAGUUCCAGUUUCAACAAGUGCAUCCGUCCAGAGAAGGAGAAAGACGGUUAUUUAAAGAAUUGCUAGAUUUACGACGAGUUUUGUACAUUUUUUUAGGUCCAGCGAUUUUGCAUCGACAAAUUUCCUGGGACAAAUAAAAGAUGGGGAGAGGGGAAGGACGGGAGUAUUCGCCAGCAGCGACAAAUGCGGACAAUGGAGGGGGCAAGAGGAAGCAGAAAGAUAAAGAAAUGGAUGAGCUGAAGAAGGAAGUGACUAUGGAUGACCACAAAUUUACCCUGGAAGAAGUUGCCCGGAAAUAUGGCACAGAUUUGGUGAAGGGUUUGACAAACGCACGCGCAGCCGAGAUACUGGCUCAAGAUGGUCCCAACGCGCUGACGCCACCACCGACUACACCGGAGUGGGUGAAGUUCUGCCGUCAACUAUUUGGUGGCUUCUCCAUCCUGCUUUGGAUUGGAGCCAUUCUCUGUUUCCUGGCAUAUGGCAUUCAAAUAGUCAUGGAGGACGAGCCAAUAAACGACAAUCUGUAUCUGGGAGUGGUGUUGGCGGCUGUUGUCAUCGUCACUGGAUGUUUCUCUUAUUACCAAGAAGCCAAAAGCUCCAAAAUCAUGGACUCCUUCAAGAACAUGGUGCCUCAGCAAGCUCUAGUGAUCCGCGAGGAAGAAAAGAUUCAAAUCAAUGCUGAGCACGUAGUGGUGGGAGACUUGGUGGAGAUCAAGGGAGGAGACCGUAUACCUGCGGACAUCCGAAUCAUCUCGUCACAUGGCUGCAAGGUGGACAACUCUUCUUUGACUGGAGAAUCAGAACCACAAACACGAUCACCAGAAUUCACCCAUGAGAACCCACUGGAGACCAGGAACAUCUCCUUCUUCUCCACCAACUGUGUGGAAGGUACAGCCAAGGGUAUUGUCAUUGCAACAGGAGAUCGUACUGUGAUGGGUAGGAUUGCCACCCUGGCUUCGGGCCUUGAGAUGGGACGCACCCCAAUUGCCAUGGAGAUAGAGCACUUUAUCCACAUUAUCACUGGAGUGGCUGUCUUUCUUGGAGUGUCCUUCUUUGUACUUUCCCUUAUCCUUGGCUACUCAUGGCUGGAAGCGGUCAUCUUCCUUAUUGGAAUCAUCGUGGCCAAUGUCCCAGAGGGUCUUCUGGCCACCGUUACUGUGUGCUUGACGCUGACUGCGAAGAGAAUGGCCCGCAAGAACUGCCUGGUUAAAAACCUAGAAGCAGUGGAGACACUCGGAUCAACCUCUACCAUCUGCUCCGAUAAGACCGGGACACUGACCCAGAACCGAAUGACGGUGGCUCACAUGUGGUUUGACAACCAGAUACACGAAGCCGACACCACAGAAGACCAAUCAGGGACCACCUUUGAUAAGCGGUCCCCGACCUGGACUGCUCUAUCUCGGAUCGCUGGCUUGUGUAACCGUGCCGUGUUCAAAGCAGGCCAAGAAAAAGUGCCCAUCUCAAAGAAAGGCACCGCAGGGGAUGCAUCAGAGUCUGCGUUGCUGAAAUGCAUUGAGUUAUCGUGCGGAUCAGUAAAGAAGAUGAGGGAACGGAGUCCCAAAGUGGCCGAAAUCCCAUUCAACUCUACGAACAAAUACCAACUGUCUAUUCACGAGCGGGAGGAUAGCCCAGAAAGCCACUUGCUGGUGAUGAAAGGCGCCCCGGAGAGGAUCCUGGACAGGUGCUCCUCCAUCAUGGUUCACGGGCAAGAGCAGCCGUUGGAUGAGGAGAUGAGGGACGCCUUCCAGAAUGCUUACUUCGAGCUUGGAGGACUGGGGGAGCGAGUUCUAGGGUUCUGCCAAGGAUACAUGUCCCCUACGGAGUACCCGCGCGGAUUUAAAUUUGACACGGACGAAAUCAACUUUCCCACCAAUAAUCUGUGCUUUGUAGGACUCAUUUCCAUGAUAGAUCCUCCGAGGGCCGCUGUGCCGGACGCUGUCGGCAAAUGCCGCAGUGCAGGAAUCAAGGUGAUUAUGGUCACCGGUGACCACCCAAUUACCGCAAAGGCCAUAGCUAAAGGUGUGGGCAUUAUCUCCGAGGGGAACGAGACCGUGGAAGACAUUGCUGCCCGGCUGAAUAUUCCGGUCAACCAGGUGAAUCCCAGAGAAGCCAAGGCUUGUGUCGUUCAUGGUUCCGACCUUAAGGACAUGACGUCUGAACAGCUGGACGAUAUCCUGAGGAAUCACACCGAAAUUGUCUUUGCCCGAACUUCUCCCCAGCAGAAGCUGAUCAUUGUGGAGGGCUGCCAGAGAAUGGGAGCCAUCGUAGCAGUAACCGGGGAUGGUGUCAAUGACUCCCCAGCUCUGAAGAAGGCAGACAUUGGGGUGGCUAUGGGUAUAGCCGGAUCGGACGUCUCUAAGCAGGCGGCAGACAUGAUCCUGCUGGACGACAACUUUGCCUCAAUCGUGACCGGGGUGGAAGAAGGACGUUUAAUUUUUGACAACCUGAAGAAGUCCAUUGCCUACACGUUGACCAGUAACAUCCCAGAGAUAACACCAUUCCUGUUCUUCAUCAUCGCCAACAUCCCCUUGCCACUGGGCACCGUCACCAUCUUAUGUAUCGAUCUGGGCACGGAUAUGGUACCUGCCAUCUCGCUGGCGUACGAAGCUGCCGAGAGCGACAUUAUGAAAAGGCAACCAAGAAAUCCGAAGACAGACAAGCUGGUGAACGAGCGUCUGAUCAGCAUGGCCUAUGGGCAGAUUGGAAUGAUCCAGGCGCUUGGAGGAUUUUUCACCUACUUUGUGAUCCUGGCAGAAAACGGCUUCUUGCCCUCCCGUCUGCUUGGGAUUCGUUUGGACUGGGAUGAUCGAUCUACCAAUGAUGUGGAAGACAGCUAUGGCCAGGAAUGGACCUACGAGCAGCGCAAGGUGGUGGAGUUCACCUGUCACACCGCUUUCUUCGCCAGCAUUGUGGUCGUGCAGUGGGCAGAUCUGAUCAUCUGUAAAACCAGGCGCAACUCAGUCUUCCAGCAAGGGAUGAAGAAUCGAAUUUUGAUUUUUGGCCUUUUAGAAGAGACAGCUCUGGCGGCAUUCCUCUCAUAUUGCCCUGGAAUGGACGUGGCCCUUAGAAUGUAUCCUCUUAAAGUGACCUGGUGGUUCUGUGCCUUCCCCUACAGUCUGCUAAUCUUCUUGUAUGAUGAAGUGAGGAAGCUGAUCUUACGUCGUGAUCCUGGCGGUUGGGUGGAGAAAGAGUCCUACUACUGAGAAGUCCGCAAAGGAGGAUCCUCAAGUUGCAGUAAUGUUGGUUUUGGGAUCCGACAGGCUUUAUAUUUUUAGGGGAGGUCUGAACAAUACAGAGAUAGAUAACGACCCCUUUAUAAGACAACAACCUAUUAAUAAGACAACCAACCUAUUAAUAAGACACAAAGUCCCAUUGUACGCCGCUGCCUAAUAUGAUGGCGCUAUAUAAGACAAUAACAAUAAAAAGACAGCCUACUCCCCGUAAAGUACCACUCCCAACACCCCCAGAACCCUACAAAGGAUUGUGGGAGAUCUAAUACUUCAACAACCCAAGUGAAUCCAGGAAACUCCAUACACUAUAGAGUCCAUGGCGAGGAAAUAAGAAACAAAAAACUUAUAGCUUGCAACAUUUCCUAAAUUAAGCUAAUUUCAUCCAACACAAACAAAUUGGGUAUCUUAGAGACUACCGAGACGUCAGGGCUGGAGCUCCAUGGAACUACAGUUUUUCCAUAGACGGGAUAUCAGAAUAAUAACACUGGCGUUAAACUGUAAAGCCGUCUACCGAUAUUCUGUGAAUCUCUGGGUUAUUGGAAAUAUCCACAGUAAUAAUUAGAACUUCUACGGGAAAUGCAACGAUUGAUACAAAGUCCCACAUCACACCUAUGUUACCUUAAGCAUGCAAUCCUGUGUAUACUACGGCUAAACACUUUUAAUACAUGUUUUAACCAAAA
Molecule: messenger RNA, 4026 nt
Organism: Spea bombifrons (plains spadefoot toad)
Lineage: Eukaryota; Metazoa; Chordata; Amphibia; Anura; Pelobatidae
Product: sodium/potassium-transporting ATPase subunit alpha-2
Exons: 23
Coding region: 257-3319 (1020 amino acids)
Biological process (GO): potassium ion import across plasma membrane; sodium ion export across plasma membrane; intracellular potassium ion homeostasis
Cellular component (GO): membrane
Molecular function (GO): P-type sodium:potassium-exchanging transporter activity; ATP binding; ATP hydrolysis activity
Source: RefSeq, a predicted model, not a curated record